This is a messenger RNA of Medioppia subpectinata, 756 nucleotides long. The record is from the annotation of a GenBank genome assembly. NCBI's taxonomy places the organism in Eukaryota, Metazoa, Arthropoda, Arachnida, Sarcoptiformes, Oppiidae.
AAGGUAUUCACGUCAUCAGAAUUGUCACGAAUUGGGGAAUUAUGUGUAAAAUACGAUACAAUCGCUAUCAUGGAUGAGGUGUACGAAUGGCUUACCUAUGAUGACAACAAACACUUUAGACUUGCAUCGAUGCCAGGCAUGUACGAGCGCACAGUGACCAUCGGCAGUCUGGGCAAGGCGUUCAACGUGACCGGUUGGCGGUGCGGUUGGGCCAUCACUGGGCACCCGGGCAUCAGACACGCGCUAACACUGGCUCAUGUGGUCAGCGUAUACUGUUGUCCUACACCUAUCCAAGAGGCGGCAGCCAGGGCGUUUGAAAUUGAGCUUGAUAAACUUGAGCUCAAUCACGUGGACAGUAUGUAUUGGACACAACUUUGCGCACUGAUGGACAAAAAGCGGACACUCAUGUAUGACAUGUUGACCGACAUGGGUUUGAAGCCAAUGGUGCCCGAAGGGAGCUAUUAUAUGGUGGCCGACUGUAGGGCACUCAUAGAGAGGUUAGAUUUGACCGCUUAUUACGAUAAGAGGGGCAAAACGUCUGAGUUUGUCCGGUGGUUGUCCGCCCGGGGCGUACAGGCGGUGCCGUUGACUGUGUUUUACAGUACGGGUAAUAAGCAUUUGGCCGAAGGAUUGGUGAGGUUUUGCUUUAUUAAAAGCGAUGAAACUCUAGCUAAGGCUAAAAUUGUGUUGACCGGUAUUAAUAAUGAGCUUGGUGCUAAUAAGGAGUUUUAUUUGGGUCGUCAGCAUAAUCUUUAA